Molecule: messenger RNA, 1211 nt
Organism: Anastrepha obliqua
Lineage: Eukaryota; Metazoa; Arthropoda; Insecta; Diptera; Tephritidae
Gene: Rpp25
Product: ribonuclease P protein subunit p25
Exons: 5
Coding region: 57-1007 (316 amino acids)
Biological process (GO): tRNA 5'-leader removal
Cellular component (GO): ribonuclease MRP complex
Molecular function (GO): RNA binding
Source: RefSeq, a predicted model, not a curated record
CUGUUACGCUGAAUGAUUUCAAAAGUGAAUUUUAUUAAAAAACAAAAAACAAAAACAUGAUACACUAUCGGAAAGGCGAAAAUAUCGAGCAGGAGCUAACCAAGGAGGACUUACCAUUCGAUGAUUGUUUGCCAAAGUUGCCACAAAAGGACUUUCUCUGGAUGCACGUGAGAGGUGGCACCAAGGUACACAAUGUAAUCGACUAUGCCAAGAAUGCUUUGGACAAAGGUGAAUAUCGCACAGUGGUUUGGAGCGGUUCGGGCGGCGGUGUGGUGAAGACUGUUUCUUGUGCGGAAAUACUGAAGCGCAGCUAUCCAUUGAACCAGUUGACGCGCAUGGAUCAAAUAACCAUCGAAGAACACUGGCUGCCGCAGAUGGACGGGUUGGAGCCGAUUGUAGCCAGGCGUAAAGUGCCUAGCCUGCAUAUACUAAUGACGCUGGAUGAAAUCGAUGAGAGCAUUACUGAUGUACAAAAACCGAAUACUACCACUGAGUUCUGGAGAGGCCUGAGUGGAAGCUCACAGCAGCAAAAACAGCCACGUCAUGCCGGACAAAAUAAUGAAGGUCGAGGGCAGCAGCAACAACGUCAUCAGAGGUUCAAACAGCAGCGUCAAGGAAAGCCACCGAACCAGGAUCGGCGACCAGGGCAGCAAGAAGAUGGACAAGCAGGAGAGCAGCAAGAGCGUGCGCAAAGGCCACAGAAUCGAAAUAGAAAUCGUGGUGAGCAGCGCAAAGCGCGAAAUAAAAAUAAUGUUGACCAAGAGCAAGCGCAGCAGUCACACGAGACCCCACAUGAGCAACCCAACGAUGAUGGCCAACAACGCCAGUCACAAUCGCAGGCACAUCGCCCGCCUAAACCGAAACAAAAGCAACAGCAACAGAAAACUCAGCAAAAUCGGCAAAAACAAUCCUCGGAGGCUAUGCAGGUAGAUGUGACACCAACAUCAGCGUCAGCAGUUGCUUCGGCCGCAAGCACCUCGACUGCUGCAGAGCCAAUGGAAUCUUAAAAAUUAAGAUAUUCUAUUCUUUACUGGUAAUACAGACAUACAUAUAUUAUAUAAGCAAACAACAUCCCAGCAAACAGUUGGGCUUGCAAAAGAUUUGAAAGUGAACUACUUUUUGAAAUGUUAAGCGUUUGAAAAUGAUUUGACAGCGAUUUGAGAAUUUUAGAAUGGACUUGAAAUUUAGAUAUUAAAUUUAUUCACAUGUAU